UUACACAGCGGAAGUGACAGAUUUCUUAUUGUUCAGAUCUAAAACGUUGAGCUGGAAGUCAAACACCAUGUUCAGGUUUUCUCUAAUCGUCUGUGUUUCUCUAAUAUAUGGCAUCUCGGCGAAGCCAUAUAAACCCUGGGAUAAACAUACAGAUGAAGCAUUCCAGGAUACCGUUAUGUCCAUAAAUGACAAAGGAGAGAUGUCCUGGGGAGUGGAAAUGGAGCCUCCAGAGGACAUGGAUAAGACUGACUAUGACAUCGACCCUGCCAUGGGGAUUUGGAAGAUUGUAACGGGCAGCGAACCGGGCAAACAGCCUCUGAAUGCCGAAGAAGACUUGGACAGGAUGUUCCACCCAUCACUGACCGAUUUCCUCAAACUUCACCUCAAAAUGACGGGCGCCCUCCCUGAUGCCGACAUCCAGGCAGUGCUUGCUGCCAACAUGGAGCACAAACAGGAACCAGAGGAGGAUAAAGAUGACAACAUCCACCCUGUUUUCAGCGAGGCGAACUUCGAAGAACCAGAGCAGGACUGGGAUGACGUCUACCACAAAGCGAUGGAGCAGCUGGGUGGAUAUCUGGCCCCACUCAAGGCUGAGUACAAAGCUGGUGACGAGGUCCGUGUUGCGCUUUCUGAACCAAAGAUGGAUGAGGACGAGCUUUAUCAUCGCGACCACGAGCGUUCGCCUGUGCAGGUGGAGCCGCUGACACAUGAGGUCGUGGGCGAGAGUGAGGUCAAAGUUCACCUUCAACCAGAGGCAGACAUGGACGACCUGUACCACAUGGAUGUCCCACAGCUCAUCCCAUACCAAGGUGAUACUGAAGCUGCAGCUGAUGUGCUGCCUCAGAGGAAGCACACCGAACCAGAGGAAGAUCUGGAUGAUUUCUACCACCAGUGAUCCUUCAGCAACAACCUGUGUUGAUCCUUGUUGUUUCAAAUCUAAUUAAUAUACUGUAGCUGCGACAGGUGAUUAAAUCAUAAAUAUCAUUUGAGUCCAUUAAACUCAGUAAGAAUGAACAAUAAUGUACAUGUAUGUAUCUUGAUAAUAAAGAUAUUUUAA
Messenger RNA from Morone saxatilis (striped sea-bass), 1057 nucleotides. RefSeq lists its product as uncharacterized. Lineage: Eukaryota; Metazoa; Chordata; Actinopteri; Moronidae. The transcript is spliced from 4 exons. Bases 68 to 895 code for a protein of 275 amino acids. The record is from RefSeq and is a predicted model, not a curated record.